UCGGGUUGCGAUUAGUGGGAAAUUGGUCCUUUUUUAUGGAGGCCUUAGGUAGAUUCCUGGAAUCUUGGCCCCGCUCGAGUCAAGUUGAGCCGGAGCAACCGCAUCCUGGCUACCUGAAACGAACAACAGCUGCCGGGGAUCAGGUAGUCCCUUCGCAAUUCUGGCCUAUAUAAGCAUUGUGCUGAUGGCAAAAGAGCAUCAUUCGUUUACCAGAGUUUCCAAGAUGAGCAUCAGCACGUUCAACUUUCAAUUCUACAACUACAAACUCCAGUCUGGUUCUCCGAGCCUGGGAACAAGUUCUGGCUUUGGCUCCGCCUCCCGAUCCAUCAACUCGACAUCCUUCAUCAGCGAACUGGAAAUGGACAUUGACGAAGAGAUGACUCCCUCGCCGGCGAUUACAUCGACGCCCAAACCGCGUUUCACUACCCAACUGGCAUUGGAGUUGGCCAAAUCCGAGCCUUCAGAGCCGCCAGCUUUGCGACCUAAAUUGCACACGACCCAGAAGCGCUGGUCCAUGGAACUCAGGGAAAAAGUGCUGGAAAUGUCCAAACGAAACAACGCAUCUGAUGGGGAGGAGAAGCCACAAACCACAGUGGGUCAGGAGCAGCCUCUACAGCAGCAGGCACAGACGGCACAGCCGGGACAGGAGCAGCAGGGACUGGAAAAUGAUGACAACCCACCCACUGUCAGCGACAAAAUCAACUUCUUCAACAAGCUGACCAACACCUUUCAGUCGAAUAACAAGUUCCUAGCUCCCGGCAAUGGCCAAACCAAUCGCUUCAUAUCGCUACUGCGCUCCAGUCGCCCCCAGGCACUUGCCACCUGCAACAGCAACAACACCAGCAACCACAGCCUGAACGGCAGCUCCAUCAGCGGCGGUAGCGUUGCUCACCAAGUGCCCCCACCUAAGCCAAAACGCCUCGGGGCCAGUACUUCCCUCUCCCAAUCCCCCAUUGCCAUGCAUCAAUUUGCCACGCCCAUGGGCGUCGGCAAGGGAGGCAGUCAGCGCAAGUGCUCGCUGCGCCGCAAGCCUUCGAUGGACAAGUCGCGAGCCACGAUUUCGCGGCAGAACUCGAGUGCCACCGUUCGGCCCCAACACCAUGCCAUUAUGGAGGACCUGAGUCUGGUGGUGCCGGUUCGAAUGCGGAUUGCUGAGUACGAGCAGCGCAUCUCAAUGAGCGCCUGAGGAGGAUCAAGGAUACUGGACACCCGCCAUGCGGCGCUCAGAGUGCAAAGCGCAAGUUCCCAAGGAUAAACUUAAUAAUUAGUUCUUGUAUUUAGGAUAAACUUUAAAAGAUCAAAUAAAAAGAUAGAAAAUAAAAAAACCUUUACUUAUUGGAUCGAAAGGGAGUAGGUAAAAUGGAGAAGCCAUGUAAAGCUGACAAUGUCUAUGACUAAUUGAGAAAAUAUCCAAUCCCCAUUGACAAUAUUUCAGUUCUGAUAAAGAUAGUUGCUUUUGUAAUUGCUAAACCCCACACUAACAUGGUCUGUAAACUGAUUCAUACUAUAUGAGUGGACUACAUAUAGUGUAUUCUCUCUUAAGCCAACACAACGAUAUAUAUUAUAUGUGUGUAUACUCUUUAUCUCACCACGCACUUGUUUUGUUUGCAUUGAACUAGCACAGGGGAAACAAGAAAAUCGUUAGCUUUUUAAUACCUCAACGCGGGCAUUAUCUUAUCGAACUUUGCCAACGGAGUUGGAAAACAGAAAGGGAAUGGGUAGAAUAGCAAGAGAGCUUACAACACCUGCCCGAACAAGCCAUCGAGCAAAUAUUGGUAACUGAACUGGCCGGUGGCCUGGCUGAUAAGAUAGCGAUGGGCGGGCGGGCUCACACGGCGUAUGAGUAAUGACUCAAAUCUGAAUCAGCCCAGGGACAACUC
This is a messenger RNA of Drosophila ananassae, 1880 nucleotides long. RefSeq names its product protein bottleneck. Bases 185 to 1186 code for a protein of 333 amino acids. Lineage: Eukaryota; Metazoa; Arthropoda; Insecta; Diptera; Drosophilidae. The record is from RefSeq and is a predicted model, not a curated record. The transcript has a single exon.